AUGCCCAAGUUAAACAAUACCUAUAUCAACAAAAUCAACUUGUCUAGAGAAAUCCUCCAAUUGCCUACGCCGCCACUACAGCAUCAUCAUCAGCAGCAGCAUCAGCAGAUCAAAAUGGAAAACAAUUUUAACGAAAACAUCAAUUGUAUUAUCGAUGAAGAAAUAUCAAAUAGCAUUGACUUAAGAAGUAGUCCUUCAAUCAAGAAUGAAGAUGACGGUGAAGAAGAGUACGUAUUAGACGAAAACAAUAAUGGGAACUUUCAAAAGGGGGAACCUGGAAUAAAGAAAAUUGCACGCAAGUCUUUAGCAAUUGAUGCUAGUAUACCAAUAAGUUUUGGACUUGCUGUUGCAGCUACCACUAAUGCCAAUUGCAUUCAGGAGUUUACACCAGACUUGAAGGUUAAAAGAAGACGAGCAAUUACAUGUGGAGAGCCCGGAAAACGCAAGCGCAAGUAUACAAAAGCCAAGCGAAGAAACACAAUAGGAUGGAAACCUGAUUAUAGCGAUGAUGAGAAUAAUAAUGAUGACGAUGAGGAUUAUGUGGAUUAUCAAGAAGAUGGGGAAACAAUUGGAAUCAAUGAAGAAGAGGAAGAAGAAGGAGAAGAAGAAGAAGAAGAAGAACAUGUAUCCCUAGGGAAAGCUCGGCAAGUCACACAGAAUAAUUCUCGAAGCCAUGCACGAAGAUGGACUGAGUCUGAUGAUGACAAGGUUGCAUUUUUACGUGAGUAUGGUCAUUUAAAGUGGCAUGAGGUGACGGAGUUUAUCAAUGGCAGACACACGCCACAAGCUGUUCAAAUGCGAUAUCUGCGGAGUUUAAAGCGACGCAACGACCAGCUAACGUCAGAAGAAACGGCCAAACUGGAGCGAUUAGUGACGGAGGACUACGAGACACGAUUCAAAAGAUUAAGCACAGCAAUGGGACCUGCAUUUACACCUGUACGCAUACAAAAGAUAUUUUUGCAACAGUGCGGGAUGGGGGCAUACUUGGACUCACAAAAAACGUGGACCAAGGAAGAAAUUAGUCGACUUGUAGACGAAGCUGGAGGUGAUUUUGAUAGCUUUGAAGUACCUAUUAGAUCAGAUGAGCUACCUCAGCGGGCACGAGAGCAUAUGGCAGACAAGUAUAGCAAGACGUAUGAAGAACUGGUGGGCAUGUACGUUGGUGGUGAUCCAGCAGAUGUUGUAAUUCGCGAAUGCUGA
Magnusiomyces paraingens is the source of this 1200-nucleotide messenger RNA. RefSeq lists its product as uncharacterized. The transcript has a single exon. The record is from RefSeq and is a predicted model, not a curated record. Lineage: Eukaryota; Fungi; Ascomycota; Dipodascomycetes; Dipodascales; Dipodascaceae. Bases 1 to 1200 code for a protein of 399 amino acids.